Messenger RNA from Daldinia vernicosa, 2451 nucleotides. Its product is annotated as fungal-specific transcription factor domain-containing protein. NCBI's taxonomy places the organism in Eukaryota, Fungi, Ascomycota, Sordariomycetes, Xylariales, Hypoxylaceae. Gene Ontology annotation, cellular component: nucleus. Gene Ontology annotation, molecular function: DNA-binding transcription factor activity, RNA polymerase II-specific; zinc ion binding; DNA binding. Gene Ontology annotation, biological process: DNA-templated transcription; regulation of DNA-templated transcription. The record is from RefSeq and is a predicted model, not a curated record. The transcript is spliced from 2 exons. Bases 1 to 2451 code for a protein of 816 amino acids.
AUGCGUCCCCCGAUGCGAUCUAGCAUUGCCUGCACACAUUGCCGGAAGAGUAAAAUAAAAUGUGAGAAUACUGGCGGUACACAGCCUUGCGAUAGCUGCAUCAAGACGGGGAAAAAGUGCAUCUUCAAAAUGCCCGAACCGGCACCUCCAAAGAGAACCGAGCCACCUACGGGUGCUAGGCAAGAGCGGGACGGAGGAUCUGAUAGGAAGAAGCUCAAAAAGAUAGACGAGAUAUCAAAAGGUGACAAUCAAAAAGCAAGUGUUUACGCAGAGGAGGUACUUUCAGCGCCAUUCUUAACUGAAGACCUGUGGGAGCAAGUAUUAGAUCUCUACAAGCUACACUUUGCCCCGGAACUUCCCUUUCUACACUUACCCACGAUGAAGGAGAAAUUGGGGCGCAAGUUCAAAAGUCAACAAUCGGACGCUAACUCGGAUCUCAACUUCAACUUGGUGCUGCUAGGCGUCCUUACUCUUACCGCACGCUUUCACCCAGACCUCGUCAAAUAUCUCGCCCAUAUUUGCAGUAACCAGCCCGGCAACGCUAGGACCAGACCGGUUCAGACGCCGCUCGAUCCCGCUGCAGCGUCUGAAUAUUAUGCCGACGUCCUUACCAUGGCUUUGGGUCCGCUACGAACGGCGAUGAAAACCGCCUCCGUCGAGAGGGUGGCAGCCUUGCUCAUGUUAGGAUUAUACGACUGGAGUCAAACUCAGCCUAGGACGGGAGGGCUAGGCGCUUGGAUGUACGUUGGUCUUGCCAUUAGGAUGGCACAGUAUUUAGGACUUGGGUUUAGCGAUUCUCCUGUCCCGGAAGACGAUCAGCCUAAGUCUUCGUCUCAGAAAGCAUUAGAGAAAGAAGUUAGGAGACGGACUAUGUUCAGCUGCUUCAUUCUAGAUCGCAUGCUUUCUUGCGGUAAGGAACGAGUGUCUAUCAUACAAUCAGAGGAUAUAAAAAUCCAACUUCCAUGCUCCGAGGAUAAGUUUGAUUUAGCUAUGGAGGCUCGCACGGGCUUCCUCAAGGAUAGAGGACGGCAUGGCAUGGACGAUAGUGUACUCGCUCGGUUUAUUCAGUUGGUGGAUAUAUGGGGAGAUAUUUCCAAGUUUAGCUCAUCAGGUGGACGCCUCAACGAAAAGGAAAAGGAGCACCCACCAUGGACCAAGGGCAGCACUUUUUAUCAGCUUUCCGAGAAGCUUGCAGAAUUCGAUGCGGAACUUCCGGAUACUUUUACGUUUUCGCGGUCCAACUACUUCAAGCAUGAAAAUCACCAGGCUUCUAGUGUAUACGUGCUGUUGCACAUGCUUAGGUGUGUCUGCUUAAUCAUGCUACACCGGGAAUAUAUACCCUUCGUACCGGUUCGAUGCACAGAACCAGAAGGGCCUCUCGAUAAUCCCAUCUUUCACGAAGACAAAUUCGGCCCACCCCCUAAAGACUUUUGGAUAUCUAGUGCGGAACAGGUAUUUAAGGCGUCCCGUGGGAUCAUUGACUUAAUUGAGAUAUGCCAAAGGAAGGACAAGUUGCCUCAAUCCACCAUCGUGCUCUUCGCCAUCUGGACCGCGUCUUUUGUAGGGUUAUAUGCAGAACAUUUCCCCCAAAUGGACACCGAAAAACACAUGUUGGAAUAUGAUUUCGAAAAUACACGACAAUCUGAGUCCGACCCCGAAGUAUUUAGGCGCGGGUCGGUGGCGUUCGCAUUCGUAACGCUCCAUAAGAUGUCCAUGUGGCUUAAGAUGGCAUCUACAUAUGUGAUGAUUCUGCGGCAGAUGGACACUUAUUUCGAGAACAUCAAGCAGGAUUACUAUAAAUUUGCGGCAAAGAACCAUGGAAAUACGGAAAGAUCCUCCCGGGUUCGCGAAGGCGGCACUGACGGAGCGCUUGAAGAAUAUAAGCCUAUGACCGGGAAGCUGAAAGACUUUGGGUGUCUCCGACCCGAGGACGAGCAUAUCGAGAGUCCACAUCGAACAUCGCGCAGUCCUAUGCCAUCACGAGGGACGGAAGCUCCGGAUACGUCGACCAAGAGCAAAGCACAAAAACCAGCUCCGCCUGCAUCUUUUACGGCAAUCAAUCGCACUCCGGCGGUGUUAGCGCCAGAUGUCGCGCGUACAUUCACCACCGAAGCAGGCUAUCCAACACCUCACCCUGAGAUGUACGCCGAGGCUUGGCGAUGCCCGCCCCAGCAGCAGCAACAGGAACAGCCACCGCCGCCCCAGGUCUAUCCAACGCCGGAAGAACUACUAGACAACACGGCCCUCGCCAACGAAGCCCACGAUCGACUUUUCUGGGACAAUUUUAAAAAGGAAGAACCGCGCCGUAUCGGCACGAUAGGGGACCUCGGUUACUUCUCGAGCGGCGACUCCCAACUCUCCAUGGCCGACAUGCCCUUUGGAGAUUCGGCCCUAAUCCACGGCCUACCAGACUCGUCUUUCCAGUACCUACAGCAGAUGGCGGAGUUUUAA